CAGUCCCCCCUUCUUUUUCCUCAUUCUCCUCUCCCCCACACCGGCGACGCCCCAUGCUUCCCGCUCCCCCUCCCUUGCCGCCGCCUUGUUUCCCCCACGCCGCGCUACUGCCUCGUUCCCCUCCGUCAAGUGCCGAUUUUGUGUCGAUCUGCGGCGAGCGGGAGCGUGCCGGAGCAGAGGGAGCGUACUGGAGCACCGGCGAGCCGGAGCUGGGCCUCGACAAGGUCGGCUUCUCCAAGCGCGGGAGCGGACACGGCGGUUGUGACAGGCAGAGCAGAGCGAAGCCGGCGCCUACGCACAACCACCGCCUCGUUCUUCCCCGCGGCUGCCGGCGGCCGGAGCUUCCGCCCGUGCACGAGUCGUGCCCAGGUGAAGCUGCAAUCGCUUCCUUUUUUCUCCAGAAUCAAUGGAAGGGACAACAUUUUGGGAUUGCAGGACAAUGAGCCAGAUGUGGUUGCAGAUUCUAGCGCUGAAGCUUGUCAAAUAAUUGCAACCACAAUCCAUGGUUGAAAUGGUCUGCCUAAACAGGUAAUGGCGAUGCUACAUUCAUCUUGAUAGUCUAUAAUGUUUGUCUAUGAAGCACAAUUUGCUGAUAUGGUGGUUAAUUAAACAUGAUCUGUUGUGUUUGAAAUUACAGGACAAACAAGUGUUCUAAAGUUCUGAAACACUCGAUCAGUAAUACAUUUAUUCAAAGAAGAAAUUAACAGAAACA
This is a messenger RNA of Triticum dicoccoides, 712 nucleotides long. RefSeq lists its product as uncharacterized. The transcript is spliced from 2 exons. Bases 54 to 443 code for a protein of 129 amino acids. The record is from RefSeq and is a predicted model, not a curated record. Lineage: Eukaryota; Viridiplantae; Streptophyta; Magnoliopsida; Poales; Poaceae.